GAAGUGGCUUAUUAUUAUUACACAUAAGUGCCUGUCUCAGAAAAACACGUAGCAUAGUGCUAAGACCUUGAAAUCUCCGUUCUUUAUUUAUUUAUUUAUUUAUUUAUUUAUUUAUUUAUUUUGUUGAUGUGUGUUUUUUUAACUUCUAUUUUACUAGACAAAAUAGUACACUUUGCUAUUAACAAUAAAAUAAUAUAAUAACUUGUUAUAAAUGAUUGUUAAAUUAUUUAGCUUUUUUUGGAUAUUGAUGAAUGUUGUAGAUACUUUUCCAAGAAAAAAAUACAAUUUUAAUGUACCAUGUGAAGUGAAAAGAACAGUUCUAAAUCCUAUGGCUUAUUCAAUGGUGCAUUUGGAUUGGCUGAUGAAUAGUAGGCAAGAUCCAGAAGUUAGACCAGGACUCUAUCAAGGUGACAUUGCCAUGACUAAUGAGGAUUAUAAUUAUUUGCGUGUUGGUCUUCGUUGGGAUGUAUUUUCUAAUAGAAUGUGGAAAAAUAGAAUUGUGCCUUAUGUUAUUAGUCCACUUUACAGAGCUCCAGAGUAUAUAAAAAUACUCAAAACAUUAAUAUAUUUAAAAUCUAUGACUUGUAUUAAUUUUGUGCCACGGGAUAAAUUCGCCAGAGACUAUAUUAUUUUUGAGCCCACGCACAAUCCUGACGGAUGCUGGUCAUAUAUUGGAAAAAUUGGAGGAGCUCAAUUAGUAAGCCUUGAGCCUCCAGAUAAUAUAAAACAAAAUUGUUUUAAUGGUCAGGGUUUUAUUAUUCAUGAAGUGUUACAUGCACUUGGUAUUUUCCACGAACAAUCUCGAGCAGAUCGUGAUAAUUUUGUUAAUAUUCAUUAUGAAAACAUCAUACCAGGGGAAUUGGUUAAUUUUAGGAAAGAAAGUCUUGAAAAUACAACAUACAGUUAUGAGUAUGAUUAUCAUAGUAUCAUGCAUUACGGAAGUUUUUCCUUCAGUAUAGAUCGAUUAAGAAAACCAACGAUAACAUCAAAAAUACCAGGUAUUACCGUUGGACAAAGAGAAAAUAUGACAAAAACUGAUUGUCUCAAGGUUAAUAAACUUUAUGGAUGUUUAGAUGAUCCAUCUGAAGCCAAAAAAUGGAACGCUAUUUGCAGUACACUUGAAAUUUAAAUUUAAAAAUUAAGAUACUGGCCAAAUGUCUGCUUCAUGAUACUCUAAACAUUUCCAGUAUUUUUUAAUUAUAUCAGAUAAAUUAUAUCCUCGAGAAUCAUUGACAAGAAUUUCAAUUGUAUUCUCUAAAUCAUCAAAUAUAUUAGCCAAAUUAUCCUAGAAUAAAAAUAAAAAUAAUUCAAGUUGUUUUUUUUUAUUAUCAA
This is a messenger RNA of Aphidius gifuensis, 1332 nucleotides long. Its product is annotated as hatching enzyme 1.2-like. Bases 212 to 1129 code for a protein of 305 amino acids. Gene Ontology annotation, molecular function: metalloendopeptidase activity; zinc ion binding. Lineage: Eukaryota; Metazoa; Arthropoda; Insecta; Hymenoptera; Braconidae. Gene Ontology annotation, biological process: proteolysis. The transcript is spliced from 6 exons. The record is from RefSeq and is a predicted model, not a curated record.